Molecule: messenger RNA, 834 nt
Organism: Betta splendens (Siamese fighting fish)
Lineage: Eukaryota; Metazoa; Chordata; Actinopteri; Anabantiformes; Osphronemidae
Product: complement C1q tumor necrosis factor-related protein 6-like
Exons: 2
Coding region: 52-564 (170 amino acids)
Molecular function (GO): protein binding
Source: RefSeq, a predicted model, not a curated record
CAGCGUCCGUUGAGCCUCAGAGUUGAGCGUCUUGUCAGUCAAGUUGAAGCAAUGUCUGCUUGGUUUGUGUCUGCGUUGCUGCUCUGUGCUCUGGUCAGAGCUCAGAGCCUCCAAGGAAGCAGUGAAGAUGAACUGACCUCCAGCGAUGCCUAUGAAGUGGAGGACGUAUCCCUGCAGCAGCUGAGGGACAUACUCUUCGCGCUGAGGUCGUCAGCUAGACGCCGAGCAUAUUCACCUGGUGAUGCGUCCUUGGCUCGUCUCGCUGAUUCUGGAACAAAGACGGGUUUAGACUCAAGACAGAUCGCAAGGAGAGUCUUAACAAGCAUUGGCGAGGCGUACGACCCCGACACAGGCGUCUUCACUGCCCCCGUCAGAGGUCUCUACCACUUCCUGUUGAACCGCAGUUCUGCAAGAUCUAGAAGCUCAGAUGCAGCUGUGCUGAAGAACGGCCGCGCGUUGGACGACAUCUAUAACAUGAGGGGCUUGUUGAGCAGCGCGUCCCACGAUGUGACGCUGGACCUGGAGCCAGGGGACCAGAUUUCCACCACCACUUACUCUACUUAGAUUUCCUUACUCUCCGAGUAAGAGGAGGCUGAGGACACUCACAGUCCAGAAACCAAAAUCACCAAAUCAAUGCAUCAUCAGCAGAGUCACAGGAGACGUCUCGAUAGGAGAGUCGAGGCUGAAAACCCUGUGUUUCCAUCUGGUGAUAGUGUUUUCCUGUUCUCACAUCCAACGUAGCAUCUCAGCUGUUCACUAGAACCAUUUUCUGUUGUGAUCCUUCCUGUCAAUGUGAUUAAAAUCUGAAAAUGAUAAAUAAACUGUUCUGCAGCA